Messenger RNA from Racocetra persica, 1149 nucleotides. NCBI's taxonomy places the organism in Eukaryota, Fungi, Glomeromycota, Glomeromycetes, Diversisporales, Gigasporaceae. The record is from the annotation of a GenBank genome assembly.
AUGGUCAUUGAUGAGGAUAACAAAGGUGUUCCUAUUGCAUUCAUUCUUUUUACUCCAUCUAAACAUAAUCGUCUAAUAUCAUCUGGAUAUGAUAGCAAGACUUUAGAACAGCUUUUUACAAUCUUUCGUGAUAGAAUUAGUGAUAAUUAUAAUAAAAAUCAACUUCUAUCUACCUCAAUCAUAUUCAAGCCCCUUGUUGCGAUGACUGACACUGAUGUCAAAGAGCGAAAGCCAUUAGCAAAAAUAUGGCCAGAAAUUAUUUUGCUUCUUUGUUUUUUUCAUAUUAGUCAAUGUUAUAAGAAUGAAAUUAACAAACAAUUAGAUCGUGGUGGUGAUAAUAAGGUAAUUCUGUUGCGAAAAACUGUCAAAAUGUUUUUAAAAAGUACUUUAAAAGAGGCUCAGUCAAUAGAUUGCAAUGAGCAGAUGGCUGGUGAUCUUUUGUAUAGUUGGUGUCUUAAUGGAUGGAUGAAGGCUGCAGAAGUUCUUGGAAUUCCUUUAGAAAAACUUCCUACCACAAAUAAUCACCUUGAGAGAAUGAAUGAAUAUUUAAAAAACAAUCAAUUAAACCGUUUUCAAAGAAAUCAUCAUCUUCUCAGAGCUGAUAUAUUUUACAUAGCACUUGUAUAUGAAGUUAUACCAAAUAUUUUGAUAUUACGAAAUCUUGCUAAGAACCUUGAACAAUUUUUACAAGUGGCACAUUUAUCUCCAAGCACAAAGUAUGAUGAAUCGGCUAAAAAACUACUUGAAAUGGAGAAAGUAAUUAAAUAUGAGGUUGAAGAAAUAAGUGAAAAGAUCUAUGUCGAAGUUGAAUCUGAAACUACUCCAGGGUUUGUUUAUACAACAUGCGUGUAUGGACAGCCAACAGAUAUUUGCUGCCAAUGUUUUGACUUUUUUCAAAUGGAUAUUAUAUGUAAACACCUUCGUGCUGCAGCCCUAUAUCUUAAUAAACUUCGUAAACAAGAGCCAUAUAAACAUUUACCUAAAAUGAUUUUUUCGACUUAUCAAAAAGCUCAAAAUAUUUAUCAUAGUCAAUAUGAUAAUAAGUCGAAAGUACUAGUAGGUUCUGAGAAUGAAGAUGAUAUUAGUAAUAAGAGCAAUGAAGACACAAAUAAUGAAAGCAAUUACUAUAACAAUAAUGAUGAUAAUUGA